Messenger RNA from Triplophysa rosa, 2134 nucleotides. It is a transcript of the gene clic5b, whose product is annotated as chloride intracellular channel 5b. Lineage: Eukaryota; Metazoa; Chordata; Actinopteri; Cypriniformes; Nemacheilidae. The transcript has 7 exons. The record is from RefSeq and is a predicted model, not a curated record. The coding region runs from base 152 to 1348 and encodes 398 amino acids.
AUGUAAAACACUUUGAGGGUACUCGUGUUGAAGAAUGGUUUUUAUUGUUGUUUCCAAUGGUUCAAUGCAACAGGCGUGGACAGGCGCGCGCUCGACUCUCCAACUUCUCCAGGCAUCUGCGCUUCACCACAAUCCCAGAGGAGCCUAAACCAUGGACACAAACCAAGAAAACCUCUACGAAAAAGUGGACGGAGACCACGUAUAUGACAGUCCGUAUGAAAACAUCAACACAGAGGCGAAAUACGAGAAUGUGGCACACGAGAGCGCCGCGGAACCGGUGUACAGCGAGAUCCACCGGAUAUCUCCAGAUUACAUAAAUACAAAAGAGACAACUCAAGAUGAAGAACGAGACACACCAUCCUCAGAUGAACAAGAGAAGAAGGCCGAAAGCCCGAUGGAGGAGGUUGAAGCAUCUAUGACCGAUGGAGAGGGGUCAAGGCGACAGUCCUCGUCUUCAGAGAGCUCCGGGGACCCUUGCGAUGACCAGCCUUUAUCGGUGAACGAUGACCUGCUCAUGGCUUACAGUCUCCCAGCGGACUCAUCUCCAGAACCAGAGGAGAUAGUUGACUACAGCCUGAAAAACGUUGAGGAGAGUACGACGGAAGAGACCGCGACUGUUUCUGAUCCAAAUCAGCCCGACAUUGCGCUUUUUGUCAAGGCUGGCAGUGAUGGUGAAAGCAUUGGAAACUGUCCAUUCUCCCAGCGUCUCUUCAUGAUCCUUUGGCUCAAAGGGGUAGUCUUCAACGUCACCACUGUUGACCUGAAGAGGAAACCGGCUGAUUUGCAUAAUCUGGCCCCAGGCACCCACCCGCCUUUCCUGACCUUCAACGGUGAGGUGAAGACAGACAUUAACAAGAUCGAAGAGUUCCUGGAGGAGGUUUUGGCUCCACCAAAGUACCCCAAACUCGCAGCCAGACACAGGGAGUCAAACACAGCUGGGAAUGUCAUAUUUGCAAAGUUCUCGGCUUUCAUAAAAAACACAAAGCCAGAUGCCAAUAUAGCUCUGGAGAAGGCUCUGACAAAAGCCCUGAAGAAGCUGGAUGAAUACCUGAACAGUCCCCUGCCUGAUGAGAUCGAUGCCGACAGCACAGAGGAGGAGAAGAGCUCAAACCGCAGGUUCCUGGAUGGCAAAGAGCUCACGCUGGCAGACUGCAACCUGCUGCCCAAACUGCACAUAGUGAAGGUCGUGGCCAAGAAAUUUCGCAACUUUGACAUUUCCAGCGAUUUAACAGGCGUGUGGCGUUACUUGAACAACGCGUACGCACAGGAAGAGUUCACCAACACGUGUGCGUCCGACAAUGAGAUCGAAUUUGCAUAUAAGGAUGUGGCUAAGAGGCUAGCCAAGUAAAGAAACAAACAAACAACACAACCUGACUUGGGGUAGGGUUAUAACCGAAGGCGUGUUUGCCAUGUAUGUCAAAACUAUUAACCCAAUAUUUUUACUUUCAUUUGCCCACGGCCCUGAUAAUAAAACAGCAGUUUCAUGCGCUGGUGCUGUAAUCUAGUAUUGAAACACAACAUGUUAUAUUUACAACUGAGACCAUUUCAACAUUCUGUGCCGUCUCUAUUUAAAGAGAUGCACGUCAUCUUUCUUGCUCUGUGCGUGACCACUAGCUCUUGCUGUUUUACUCCUUCAUUCGUAUUUUUUCAUCAUGUGUUUUUUUUAUCAGUCAUAAUGCUGUAGCACUUUUAAAAACAGGCUUGUUGAUGCAUUCAAAAUCUUCAGAAUGUGUGAAUUUUUACUUGGCUUUAACCUUAAUAUCUAAUCUUCCCUGUCACUUUGAGUUUAUUUGCUUUCAGUGAUGUUUUUAUUUUUGUGUAUAACGAACGAAAAGAUCUAAUUCAAGCAGCAGGAUAACCCCCCCCCAAAAAUGAGCCAUUAUUUACUCAUUCCAGAUUGAAGCUUACAUCCAGUAUUUAAAAAUAGACAUUUGGUUGUCACACAGUGGACAGAGAAUCCUUUAUACAAAGCUAUUGUUUGACACAGGUUGUAUGAACAAGUUGCAUGAUUUUCUUAAUUUUGUUGAUCUUUGAAAGCCACUGGUCACCAUGAGCGAUUUAAAAAAAUGUCUUUUGUGUUCGUUAGACAAAAGCAGCAUAUGAGUCUGGAACAUCAUUUAUAUGAAGUUUUCCU